CGCACGGAAGAAGCCCCAAAAGCAAAGCAAAGCAAAGCAGGGAGCGAGUGAGGGGGAGUGCGGUUGCUCCCCCGGCCCUGCGGUGCCGUUACCUUCCCCGUCCAGGAGGAAGUAAAAGAAGGAAUUGAAGAUACAAAUUCACAGCAGGACUGAUAUUGAGCCAAAAUGGCAGCUGUAGUCUCGGACAGUCCUCCCAACCCAAGCUGCAAAAUUAUGACUUUUAGGCCUUCAAUGGAUGAAUUCAGGGAGUUCAACAAAUACUUAGCGUACAUGGAAUCAAAAGGUGCUCAUCGUGCUGGACUUGCAAAGGUGAUCCCACCCAAGGAGUGGAAGCCGAGAAAACAUUACGACGACAUUGAUGAUCUAGUGAUUCCAGCUCCAAUUCAGCAGAUGGUCACUGGUCAAUCAGGGCUUUUCACUCAAUACAACAUUCAGAAAAAGCCAAUGACCGUGAAAGAGUUCAGGCAACUGGCCAACAGUGACAAAUACUGCACUCCAAGAUAUAUAGAUUAUGAAGAUCUGGAGCGUAAAUACUGGAAGAAUUUAACCUUUGUGGCACCGAUCUAUGGAGCAGAUAUCAACGGGAGCAUUUAUGAUGAAAGAUGCUGCCUCGCUGACUGCACAACCACCAGACAUCACAGACAAUGUAUCACAAUCUUAAUUCUGCGCAGUAGGGAUGCUGGCAUUUCAUCACUCCUUUCCCCAAACUUAGUGAGAUUUCCCAGAACUGUGCAGAGCUUCAGUAGAGGAUGGGAAGAAAUCUGGUCUUGCUUAACUGAUAUUGAUGAAUGGAAUAUUGCCCAUCUCAAUACAAUACUGGACGUUGUGGGUGAAGACUGUGGAAUUUCUAUUGAGGGUGUAAAUACCCCGUAUCUCUAUUUUGGCAUGUGGAAAACAACAUUUGCAUGGCACACUGAAGAUAUGGAUCUCUACAGUAUUAAUUAUCUCCACUUUGGAGAGCCGAAGUCAUGGUAUGCGAUCCCCCCAGAACACGGAAAACGGCUUGAAAGACUAGCUCAAGGAUUCUUCCCAAGCAGCUCUCAAGGGUGUGAUGCUUUUCUUCGCCACAAGAUGACGCUAAUUUCUCCCUCAAUAUUGAAAAAAUAUGGAAUUCCUUUUGACAAGAUCACACAGGAGGCAGGGGAAUUUAUGAUAACCUUCCCAUAUGGAUACCAUGCGGGAUUUAACCAUGGUUUCAACUGUGCAGAAUCAACCAACUUUGCCACAAUCAGAUGGAUUGAUUAUGGAAAAGUAGCUAAAUUGUGCACCUGCAGGAAAGACAUGGUAACAAUAUCAAUGGAUAUCUUUGUGAGGAAGUUUCAACCAGACAGAUAUCAACUGUGGAAACAAGGAAAGGAUUUAUAUACCAUUGAUCACACGAAGCCCACGCCUGAAACAACACCUGAGGUAAAGGCCUGGUUGCAGAGAAGAAGGAAAACAAAGAAACCUCCCAAAUGCUUCCAGCAUACCAGAUCUCGAUCUAAAAAGCUUAAAACUCCAGAGGACGAGAGAGAAUCAGCUAUGAUCGUUGGUGCAGAAAUCAUAGCCACUGAAGCAGCUACAGAUGGCUUCAAGGUCAAUGAAAAGCCAGAAGAAAAAGUGAAGCUGGUAAAUUCAGAAGUGCCUUCUGGGGAAGAGAAAAACAUUAGCAGAACGCAGCUGGAUCAGCAUUUAUUGGAUAAUAUUGAGGUCUCAGGGAACAUCUGUUCAAACUCACUUUUCAGCCCUACUCCUGUAAUGCAGAAAAUUAAAACAGAAGAUGAGGACAAGGAAGAUUCCAGUAUUGCUUCCUUUACACCUAAGAAUUCUACACUCCCCAUACCCACAUCUGUUAGUUGUAUAAAGGAAGAAGACGACUCUUUAAAAUCUCAGAAUCAGUCUGUGCAGGUUGAAUCAUGCCAGAAGUCACCUGGAUAUGCUUCCUUUGAAUCAGAGAGCCUGGAAAAAGGGGAAACGAAUAGUGUGUCCACAGAGGAUGAUGUCAGCGACCUAGAAAGCAGUGAAAGUAGCGAAAGUGGCUUGGAACCUGGAGAAAUACCUGCCUUAGCAGAAAUUGAAAGAAAGAAAACAUGUAAGAGUUGGCGUCAUCCACUAAGUAAACCCCCGGCCAGAUCUCCUAUGACACUGGUUAAACAGCAGGCAGUAAGUGAUGAAGAACUGCUUGAGACUCCCUUAAUCGAAGAGGAAGUGCAAGAAACAGAGUCAUGGGCCAAACCUCUUGUCCACCUUUGGCAGAAAAGAGCACCCGAUUUCAUUGCUGAAAAAGAAUAUAAUGCAGCUGCAGCCAAAAUGGAACCCCAUUGUGCCAUUUGCACUCUCCUUAUGCCCUACUAUAAGCCAGACAACCAUAAUGAAGAAAAUUAUGCUUGCUGGGAAACAAAAUCAGAUGAAACAUUUACGGCUGGUGAAAAGACUAAACCACUUAUUCCAGAGAUGUGUUUUAUUUAUAGCGAAGAAAACACUGAAAACUAUCCAUCAAAUGCCUUUAUUGAAGAGGAUGGAACAAGUCUUCUAAUAUCCUGUGCAAAGUGUUGUGUACAGGUUCAUGCAAGUUGUUAUGGUGUUCCUUCUCAUGAAAUCCAUGAUGGAUGGCUGUGUUCUCGGUGCAAAAAAGGAGCCUGGACAGCUGAAUGCUGUCUCUGCAAUUUGAGAGGUGGUGCACUCAAGCAAACUACUGACAAGAAGUGGGCACAUGUGAUGUGUGCAAUAGCCAUUCCAGAAGUCAGAUUUGGUAAUGUCACAGAGAGGACACCAGUAGACACUAGGAGAAUACCUCUGCAGAGAUUAAAAUUGAAAUGUAUCUUCUGCAGACAGAGAAUGAAGAAAUUUUCCGGUGCCUGCAUACAGUGUUCUUAUGGGCGUUGUCCAGCUUCCUUCCAUGUUACCUGUGCCCAUGCUGCAGGGGUGCUGAUGGAGCCUGAUGAUUGGCCUUACGUUGUCUACAUCACAUGUUUCAGACACAAGAUCAAUCAAAACGUGAGAACCAAAGCAUGUGAGAAGGCCAUCACAGUGGGGCAGACUGUCAUCACAAAACACAGGAACACACGAUAUUAUAGUUGCAGAGUGAUAGGAGUGACAUCUCAAGUCUUCUAUGAAGUCAUGUUUGAUGAUGGCUCCUUCAGUCGGGACACUUUCCCUGAAGAUAUUGUAAGCAGAGACUGCCGGAAGCUGGGUCCACCUGCAGAGGGAGAGGUGGUCCAAGUGAAGUGGCCUGAUGGAAAACUGUACGGGGCAAAAUAUCUGGGAGCAAAUGUAGCUCACAUGUAUCAGGUUGAGUUUGAAGAUGGUUCUCAGAUAGCAAUGAAGAGGGAAGAGAUCUACACGUUAGAUGAAGAGCUGCCUAAACGAGUGAAAGCCCGUUUCUCGACAGCCUCCGACAUGAGAUUUGAAGACACAUUUUAUGGAGCAGAUAUUAUCCAGGGAGAGAAGAAGAGACAGAGAGUCCUGAGUUCCCGGUUUAAGAAUGAAUACGUGGAUGACCCUGGGUACCGCACCUUUUUGAAAAGCUCAUUCCAGAAGAAAUGCCAGAAGGGACUAUAAAGGAAGCAACAAAGGAAUAAACCCACACACACUACAGGGAAGUAAAUAGAUUAAAUUUUGGUGGAAAACAUACAGAAUACACCAGUGCUUGGUUUGAAGAUUGUAUCCCUUCAUUACAUUAAAUCACUUUUGGCUAAAAUAAAUAUUCUGAGUUUUUCAGUGAAUUUACCAGUAAACAUUUAAAACAGUCCCCUACAAUUAUCCAUGUUAAUUUCAAAUUUCUCCAGAUUUGAUUUUUCUUGUUAAUGUAUUAAAGGCUGUGUAUUAAUUUUGCAUCAUGGAUUGGAGGAAACUGAGAUUAAGAGGCACUGCAAAAUGACAUGCCAAAGAAAACUUGGAAUACAGUCCCGCUUCCAUUUCAGUCAGUGGUAAAACUUCCAUCGACUUCUAUGAGAGAAGCAUCAACUGCUAGGAAAAUCUUAAUAUAUGGCAUCCAGUAAAGAUGAUAAAAAUUCUCACCACAAUAUCUGCCCCAUCACUCUGGAAAACCAUAAAGUUUUAAUAACAGGAUAGGAUUACAAUGGCUUGUAUAUUUUCCACAGCCAGGGAAGAACAUUCAAUUUUUUGUUUUAAAAUAGGAGUUUUUAUAAAACAUUUUAAAAACAAAUGCAAGCGUGUACAGUAUUAAAACCUAUAAAUGCUGUACUUGCGUACUUUGUACAGUGCUU
Molecule: messenger RNA, 4208 nt
Organism: Emys orbicularis (European pond turtle)
Lineage: Eukaryota; Metazoa; Chordata; Testudines; Emydidae
Gene: KDM4C
Product: lysine demethylase 4C
Biological process (GO): chromatin remodeling; regulation of gene expression
Cellular component (GO): chromatin; nucleus
Molecular function (GO): histone H3K9 demethylase activity
Source: RefSeq, a predicted model, not a curated record